Messenger RNA from Ruditapes philippinarum (Manila clam), 835 nucleotides. RefSeq lists its product as uncharacterized. The record is from RefSeq and is a predicted model, not a curated record. Lineage: Eukaryota; Metazoa; Mollusca; Bivalvia; Venerida; Veneridae. The coding region runs from base 291 to 821 and encodes 176 amino acids. The transcript is spliced from 3 exons.
UGCAAAGAAACACAUCACAGUUAUAUUGGAUUAAAAACAAGGCAUGUAGCUCUUCGAAGAAAAACAAGAUAAGAUUUCGUGUUCAUCUGUAAAUAUCAUUUUGUCUCCAAUAAAAUACUACGAAAUAGCACAGUUGUUUAAAACGUAAUUUUACUUUCAGCAACAAGUUUGUAUUUUUUAAAAUACACCAAGGCUAUUUAAUAGUUUCAGCAUAAGUAUUUUCGUUUUCUUAUAAUAGCAUAUAAAAGAUAAAAUAGAGUAAAAAGAACUGUUUAGAUGUUCAUUUUUGCAUGUUGUUGCAGUGUUUUUGCCUAAGUGAAUUACCAAGUGGGAACAUAUCAUUGAGUGAAUGUGAUAUUUCUCCUAAUGGAGAUUGGAUUGCUGGUGGAAAUGAUUGUAUGUCAUUGUACCAAAAGAUCAGAGCCGAUAUACAUGUUACAACAAGCGGGAAUAGCGGAAAAUGUCUUGUGUUUGAAGUAACGAAUAAUGUACCUUAUUGGAGACCGUGUAAAGAAUAUGACCUCAAACUAUGCAAAAACGGUUCUGCUAUCGUUUCUGUCCUGUAUAAUUCACAAACAUACUUUUCGUGGGAGCAUUAUGUGAAAGCUUGUUUCGAAAGAAACUUGUCUCCAAUCAGCUAUAAUGACACCUUGAAUUCAACAAGUAUAAGCCAGGCUACAGGUCCAACAUCGACAAAUGUUAUUCGCAGUGGUGUGAUAUAUAGAUUUGAUGGUGAGUUGAAAAUCAUUUCUCACGGUGAGCUGUUAUGGCCGUCCAAAAAUUGUUCAAACAAUCUUGGUUCGUUGCACAUCAGGUUCUAAAGAGCCUUUGGUUG